GUUACUAUUGCUAUACGUCACGUCAUUUUUGGGAGGCUAUGGAAAGUACCUACCUAAUAGCGGCUGAUUUUGUUUUUCUAUUUUAACUAAAAAGUACUGAAUAAAACUUAUUUAUUGUAUUUAAACAUUAAGGAAUAGUGUAAUAGAUAUAAAAAUAUUAUGUCGUAUUCUAACAAGUAUACCUUCGCGGCGUUGCCCAGAACACAGCGGGGAACACCUUUAGUGCUAGGGGGUGAUCCAAAAGGCAAAAAUUUCCUAUACACGAACGGAAAUUCUGUUAUAAUAAGAGAUAUUGAAAAUCCUGCAAUUUCGGAUGUUUAUACGGAACACUCUUGUCAAGUGAAUGUUGCUAAGUAUUCGCCUAGCGGAUUUUACAUUGCUUCUGGAGAUGUGUCGGGCAAAGUUCGUAUCUGGGACACGGUGAACAAGGAGCAUAUCUUGAAGAACGAGUUUCAACCUAUCGGCGGGCCGAUCAAGGAUAUCGCUUGGAGCGCUGACAGCCAACGUAUGGUGGUCGUCGGAGAAGGGAGGGAGAGAUUUGGUCAUGUGUUUAUGGCGGAAACUGGUACAUCGGUGGGAGAAAUUAGCGGUCAAUCGAAACCGAUCAACUCAGUCGACUUUCGUCCGGCGAGACCGUUCCGCAUCGUGACUGCUUCCGAGGAUAACACGAUCGCUGUCUUUGAGGGUCCACCAUUCAAAUUCAAGUGCACUAAACAGGAGCACACCCGUUUCGCGCAAGCUGUCCGCUACAGUCCGGACGGCAGUUUGUUCGCGUCAGCUGGUUUCGAUGGCAAAAUAUUCCUUUUCGAUGGAGCAACGUCAGAACUUAAGGGAGAAAUCGGUUCACCGGCACACAAAGGCGGCGUUUACGGCAUCGCGUGGUCUCCGGACGGAAAGCAGCUGCUCUCCUGUUCCGGAGACAAGACCUGCGCCAUCUGGGACAUCGAGACCAUGCAGAGAGCGGUCACCUUCAACAUGGGCACUGCAGUCGAGAACCAGCAAGUGUCAUGUCUCUGGCAAGGCAAACACCUCCUCUCGGUGUCCCUCUCUGGAGACAUCAAUUACUUAGACAUCGAGAACCCAGACAAGCCGCUCCGUGUGCUGACUGGUCACAACAAGCCCAUAACUUGUCUGGAGUUGCAAGACAAAGGUCUAUUUACUGCGAGUCACGAUGGUUCGGUUACACUGUGGAAUGUCGAGACGGGUGAGGGGCGGCACGUGCGCGGGCGCGGCCACGGCAACCAGCUGUACGGCAUGCGCGCCGCGCGCGGACACCUGCUCACGUGCGGCAUCGACGACAACCUGCGCCGCGCCUGCGUGCAGCCCGACGACGAUGUCCCGACGUACACCGAUGACGUCAUCCCGCUUGGCUCUCAGCCUCGUGGACUGGACCACCUCGCUGAUGAAGAUUUAACUAUAGUCGCUACUGUUAAAGAGUUGGCGGUCAUAGUGGGCGGCUCGAAGAAGUCUAGUCUCCCCAUCGACUACGAGCCGAGCUGCGUCACCAUCGACCCCAAAAACAAGCACGUCGCUGUUGGUGGUGGAGACAGCAAAGUCCACAUAUACACUCUCCAAGGCACAACUCUCUCGCCUCUGACUGAGUUAAUUCACCUCGGACCUAUCACGGACGCUCGCUACAGCCCAGACUCCAGCCACCUAGUGGCUUGUGAUGCUAAUAGGAAGCUGAUAUUGUAUACGACUGAUGAGUACAAGCUGGCGCACAACCGGGAGUGGGGCUUCCACAGCGCGCGCGUGAACUGCGUGUCGUGGAGCGCGGACGGCGCGCGCGUGGCGUCGGGCUCGCUCGACACCAGCGUCAUCGUGUGGAGCCGCCUCGCGCCCAACAAGCACACGCACAUCAAGAAUGCGCACCCGCAAAGCCAGAUCACUGGUCUGACGUGGCUGGACAACAGCACCCUGGCCACGGUCGGACAGGACGCCAACACGCGUAUAUGGGACGUCCCGGCAUAAACGCUUCUAACUACGGAUUAUUUUACUAUACAAUGUAUUAUUGGUUAUGUAAGCUGGAAUUUCAGGAAAGACAUCAUAGAUUGAAUGAAUCAUGUUACAAUAUUAUAUAUAAUAUAUAAUAUGUUCAACUUGGCUAAAUUCUGCUCUGUACUGUAAAAUUAUAGUAUCGCAAUGUUUUUAUGUUUAUUAUAUAAAACAUAUAUAUUCAAAUUCAACAUAAAUCCCUAUAUAAUUAUCGGACAGCUGUAUAAAUAGUUCUUAAAAAUAACAUUGGGCACAGAGCAGAGCAGAACAGAACACAACGGAGCAAUGCAAGAAAUAACUAGUAAUACAUAUAAUGUAUAGUAAACACAUCCUAAAAACUAACCCGUGAUAGUCUAAACUAUAUACUAAUCUAUUUAUUUACGAAAACUAAUUAGCUGGUUUGUGACUAAAGUUACUAAUCAGGUUUUGAAUAAAUGCAUUUUUUAUAUUUAUUAUUUUUGAACGCUCAGAGAUUAAACGAUCUCAUAACUACAUACCACUUCAUUGGAUAUUGUACUAUUUUUAAAUAUAAAUAUCAACUGAAUUACUUUAAAAGCUUCAGCGAAAAAUCAAUUUUAUUUAAAUUGUGUAUAAUUUGUAAUGAAAUGGUAUGCAUGAGUCCUGAUCGUCAUAUGAGAUUAUUACUUCUAAGGUGCAAGUGUGUUUUUACUUGCGACACGUUUGUAUCAAAUUCUGUGUGCUGUGUUUUGAUUACGUAUGUAAAGUUACGAAUUAAUAUAUAUUUUUCAAAUCAUCGUUUUACAAACAUUGGGUUAAGACACCUUUAUAACUAUUAAAAGUUAUAAUAAGAAUUUGCCCUGUUAUUAAAUAAAACUUACUAUACAAAAUCAUUUGAUUGUAGUUAAAAAAUAUAACAGAUUAAACAAUAAAGCUUCUAUGGUUGUCAUCAAAUGGCAGUGAAUCUUAUGAACUUUUGACUAUAUAUAUAUAUAUAUAUAUAUAUAUAUAUAUAUAUAUAUAUAUAUAUAUUUUAAAGUACUUGGCAAUGGAAUGUUUGGAAAACGAUGUGUUGAUUAGUUAUAACAUAUUAAAAAAAGAUUCUACAUUAUCGGUACAGACGGGCAGUAUACGUGACAGAAGUAAAAACUUUUUUCAUUAGAAAACUUUUACUCAAACGUUAUACAUUGAGACGUAAUACUCAUUCUAACUUGAAAUAUUACAGUCCUCGAGUCUAUAGAACUAUUUCUUAUCAAAUAUAAAUUUAUUUACAGACUGAGUUUUUUUUACAACUAUAAAUGAGAACGCGUCCUAUGACGUUCAGGACUUUCAAUUUUUUUUAAACUAAAAGUAUUCAAUGGUUUAUCGUUUAAUUACUUCUUUAUAUUCGAAUAAAACAUAUUUAUUCAUUCAAAACCUACUUUUAUAAUUUCCAUUUGGAGUGUAAAACUUAUUAAAUAUGACUUGAACUAAAGUAUGUUUUGACUUGGUCAUUUCAAAUGUAUACUUGUUUUGAAUGAAAGAGACGACGUAUUUUAUGUAUACAAUUUUGUUAUACUGAAUAUAGUAGAUUUCCCCUGUCGUAAUAAAUUGCUUCGAUUUUUUUUUAUUGAUGUUAAAAAAAUAUAACAAUGUGUUAUUUAUUUUGCUGACCCUUUGUGUAAAUUUAAAUAUGACAUGUCCGCUAUUUAAAUAGUUUAUAUAUGACAGUUUUUAAUUAAACGAUAAAUCAUUAUCAAAUAAAGAUUCUUAGAUAGUGUAAAAUGCAUUUACGCUUGUCCUUUUAUAUGUUUUUACUUAGUAAGAACGAAAUCGUACAUUUCGAGCAGUAUUUUUAUACUACCUAAUUUUCUGAAAGAUUUUCUCGUUUUUUUACGUGGUUUCUACUAAAACUAAGCAUAUAAGUGAUAAAUAAAUUGUGUACACUUGUA
This is a messenger RNA of Nymphalis io (European peacock), 3884 nucleotides long. It is a transcript of the gene flr, whose product is annotated as actin-interacting protein 1. The record is from RefSeq and is a predicted model, not a curated record. The transcript is spliced from 13 exons. Gene Ontology annotation, cellular component: cortical actin cytoskeleton. Gene Ontology annotation, molecular function: actin filament binding. Lineage: Eukaryota; Metazoa; Arthropoda; Insecta; Lepidoptera; Nymphalidae. The coding region runs from base 160 to 1971 and encodes 603 amino acids. Gene Ontology annotation, biological process: locomotion; sarcomere organization; positive regulation of actin filament depolymerization.